AUGUCCAACGUCGAUUUAUCCAGUGACGGCUUCAUUGGCCUAGACUACGACUCUAGGAACUAUCUCCAGGCGACGCAAUGGCCCGUGGCAGUGGAUCACCAGCCCUCCCAGAGACCCGAUGGAUCGCGAGAUAUCUCGCCCUUACAAACCAGCGGUCACGCCUAUGAUCAGUCGGUAGUCCAAGACCCUAACUUGAUCGUCGACUGGCAAUUCCACGGGCAGCACUUGCAACCCCACCUUCAGUACACUCAAGAGGAAGCGUCGUCCGCCCCUCAGUACGCUACCGCCAGCUAUGGCAUGCCCCUCCACUCUUCACCCGUGGAUCUGAUGCCCCCAACCCAUGACCAUAUGAGCACGAGCCUGUUGGAUGGGCCCUACUUGUCGCUGUCCGCACCAGUGGAGAUGGUGCCAUUUCCCUAUCAAGACUUCCAGGCCGACCUCAUGGGCUUCACGGCCCCCCAUGGUCUUCCGGAUAUGACAUAUGCGGCGCCGCACAAUCUGCUUGAGAGCAGCUCACCGACCGACACCUAUCUAGAGGUCCGGUCUCUGACUAGUUCAAGCAGCGACAACGGUUGGAAUACCAUCGAGACCCGGCGCCCUCACGAGUUCACCUAUCCAGAUCAAUUCUUCAUCAAUCCUACGCAGACGCUACACGACAGAAGCUUGUCGGAAUCUUCCUACUCAACGUCUUACGGCAGUUUUGUUGAGAUCACCAAUCCGAUCAACUCUCCUGGCUCUGACACCAACUUCGAUGCGGCUUUCAACAACAGCCUGACCCGGCGUGUGUCCUACGACCACACUUCGCACGGUUCAGUCUCGCCCACGGCAGUCAGCCCUGUGAACAUUGUACGACCCGUUCCGGUGCCUUCGAAGAAGCCGACCUCUCCGCGAUCGGCCGCCUCGCAGUCAUCUUCUGCUUCACCCCCGAGCAGAAAGCCUUCUCGCAAGAGCCCGAUUGCUGCGAAGACCGCCGAGACCAAGGUCCGGAAGCAAACGCAGAAUGGAAAGCCGGAGACCACCGAGAAGCGAAUCGGCAAGCGCAAGGGUCCGCUCAAGCCCGACCAGCGGAAGCAGGCCAGCGAAAUACGGAAGCUGAGAGCUUGCCUGCGUUGCAAGUUCCUCAAGAAGACUUGUGACAAAGGUGAACCUUGCGCCGGUUGUCAACCGUCUCAUGCUCGCCUGUGGCAGGUUCCCUGCACCCGCAUUGACAUCAAGGAGAUUGGGUACUUCAUGAAGGACUGGAAAGCAGACUAUGAGCGCCACAUCUCCCUUGGAUUCUCGGUGGGGAACAUCAAGGGUUUCUCAGAACACGAGACAACCCUCUUCAUCACUCACGGUUAUGGUCAGAUUCUCCCGAUCAACGCUCGUGAGGUGUAUGUGCGCGACGAGCAAUGCUUUAGCGUUGACUGGGUCGAGAGCAUGCACCGAGAGCCUACUCAGUUCGAGGUUGAAACUGCCAAAUUGUCUGCUGGAAUGGAGGGUAUCUCCCACGCUAUGCUUUCCGAAUAUCUCGAUCGCCACAUCGAUGGUAACGGUACCUUUGAGAAGUUUGUCGACGACUACUUCGAGGGCACGCCUUUCUUGACACAGAUGCUGAAGACCGCUUUCCGCUACUAUUACCGCACCAAGCUGCCGGUCAUUCGCAAGGCCUUGAAACUCAUCAUUGCCUACAACCUAACGCUCCACGUGACUAUGGUUGAAGGUCUAGGUGAGGAGCAAUGCAUGCCUGGAAAGAUCGAUUCAUCAACAUCUAGGUUUAAGGGCAAGACGAUGGCCCCAGUUAUGAUCAAUUUCCAAAUCAAGUGUGCUAUGGCAAACAUGUGGCGCGAGUUGCAGAAGGAUGUGUUGGAGGAGCUAUCAAGCCUCUACUCUAGCGUCUACAGCGGCGACAAGUUGAAGAACUGGCCCACCAUCUUCAUCCUGGCCUCAAUCCUUCUCGCGGUCUGGGAGGAAAUGCAAUUUGACUGCCACUACCGUACUCCAGAACCUGCUGCAGUGGAGAAGUUCUGCAACGAUAUGGAGACCACCCCAGUUGGCGUCAUUGUUGGCCUCUUCCAGGCGAUCUCACAGAAGCUUCCCGCCUUUACGGACUGGGAGACCACGAAACACCACCACUUGCUGCACUCGAACCCUGAUGUGUGUACGACGAUGACUGAGGUCCGCCAGCACGUGACUCAGUUUGAGAGCUAUCUUCGUGGCCGGUCCGGCACCAAGUUCAACCGCAACGACUUCGAUUGUUUGUCGAACAAAUUUGUUUCAAGACUUGUGAUUCGUGCGAAUUAG
This is a messenger RNA of Aspergillus aculeatus ATCC 16872, 2283 nucleotides long. Its product is annotated as Zn(II)2Cys6 transcription factor domain-containing protein. The record is from RefSeq and is a predicted model, not a curated record. Bases 1 to 2283 code for a protein of 760 amino acids. NCBI's taxonomy places the organism in Eukaryota, Fungi, Ascomycota, Eurotiomycetes, Eurotiales, Aspergillaceae. Gene Ontology annotation, molecular function: DNA-binding transcription factor activity, RNA polymerase II-specific; zinc ion binding. The transcript is spliced from 4 exons. Gene Ontology annotation, biological process: regulation of DNA-templated transcription.